AUGGUUGUCCAAGAUUGUAAAAGAGAAGAACGAACUCCAGCUGAAUAUGUUGUUGUCAUCUGUAGAGUAACGGGGCUAGUUGGAAAGGAGCUAGCCAAUCAUCUUUUCUCAACAUCUAAAUGGAAGGUAUACGGCAUAUGUCGAAGGCUAGAAAAGAAAAGCACAUCCCAAAAUCCACGUUAUCAUUUCAUUUCUUGUGAUCUCCUAAACACCUCGGAAACCCAAGAAAAGCUAUCUUCAUUGGAUGAUGCGACUCAUAUAUUUUGGGUGACUUGGGCAAGCCAAUUUCCUCUAGAUACUCCACAGAUUUGUGAGCAAAACAAGAGCAUGAUGAAUAAUGUCUUAAAUGCUAUCCUCCCAAGAGCUAAAGCACUCAAACAUAUUUCUCUACAGACAGGAACCAAAUAUUACGUCUCAUUACAAAACACAUAUUGUUCUACUAAACAAGUUUGUUAUUACGACGAGCAAUGUCCCAAAGCUGAUUCUGAGUAUAACUUCUAUUAUGCACUGGAGGACUUGCUCAAGUUGAAAUUAAGAGGUAAAAUAGCAUGGUCUGUCCACAGACCGGGUUUGAUCAUAGGCAGUUCUCAUAGGACACCUUUUAAUUUUAUGGGAAGUUUGUGUGUCUAUGGAACAAUUUGUAAACAUUUGAAUCUGCCUUUUGUAUUUGGUGGGAAAAGGGAAUGUUGGGAAGAGAUGUGGGUGGAUGGAUCAGAUGCUAGGCUAGUUGCUCAGCAGCAUAUUUGGGCAGCCACCAAUGAAAUAUUUUAUUCCACAGAUGGCCAAGCUUUUAAUACCAUAAAUGGCUCAAACUUUACGUAG
Molecule: messenger RNA, 822 nt
Organism: Nicotiana tabacum (common tobacco)
Lineage: Eukaryota; Viridiplantae; Streptophyta; Magnoliopsida; Solanales; Solanaceae
Product: (S)-8-oxocitronellyl enol synthase CYC2-like
Source: RefSeq, a predicted model, not a curated record